Molecule: messenger RNA, 732 nt
Organism: Malassezia restricta
Lineage: Eukaryota; Fungi; Basidiomycota; Malasseziomycetes; Malasseziales; Malasseziaceae
Exons: 2
Coding region: 1-732 (243 amino acids)
Source: RefSeq, a predicted model, not a curated record
AUGCCGACGACGCAGGCCCCCGAGGCGCCGCCGCGUGUUCGGAUGAGCACAGCGACAGCGCGGCGGCGGAUUAUGUGGAAUGCAGGUGGUCUGUUCUUGUUUUGGUCGCUACGAUGGGCGCCUCAGGCAGGCUUGGAGGACGUGUACUUUGCCGUGCUCGAUCGCCUGAUGCAGGUCCGCGGCGUGCCGUUCGGGACGGACGAGCUCAUUGACUCGACGCUGCUAUGGCUCAAGUAUGCGCUGAGCAUCGUGUUCGUGGGCAACCUGGUCGAGGCACUCGCUAUAUACGUGAAUACGCCGACACAGCCCCAGUCUGCCAGUGCAUCGUCUGCACCUAUACCGGGCACACCUGUGGGCGAGGCCUUGGCGCGGAAGGUAUCUCACGGCAAGGCAACGAUACCUCCUAAAGCGUUCCAAACUAGCCCUGUCACACCUGUGCCGGGGGCGAGCACAUUCCGGCGAUCCGCCUCGCCCAUCAGCCGCACGAGUCCGAGCCAAGCGAUGCGCACGUCGCCGUUCCGAGCGAGUGGCAUUGGACUCGGCCGGCCGACAUCUGGCCCCUUCCAGGCCAGCCGCUCGCUAUCGCCCUCCAGUCCAUUCGCACCACGCAGCGCAAGCCGCGCAUCACCCAGCGGUGUCCAGCGGUCAUGGUCACCUGCCUCGAUGCGCAGCACCGAGCUUGACGACGCCAACGAAGUGGAACGUGCAUUGCAGGGGCUGGGAAAAGUAUAA